GGAGCCGCGCCUGCGCCGUGAGCUUCGGCGGUCGAGAUCUCGGUGAGGGAAGCCGGCGGGCGGUGCCGCGGGAAGGUGAUGGCGGCGGCCGCGGCCCGGGGAGGCGGUGGCGGCGGCUCCGGCUCGGGCUCCGGCGCCGGCGCGUCACGGGGUUUUUAUUUCAACACGGUCCUGUCGCUGGCCCGCUCCCUGGCCGUGCAGAGACCGGCAUCCCUGGAGAAGGUCCAGAAGCUGCUAUGUAUGUGCCCAGUCGAUUUCCAUGGCAUCUUCCAGUUGGAUGAAAGGCGGAGAGACGCAGUGAUUGCAUUGGGCAUUUUUCUCAUUGAAUCUGAUCUACAGCACAAAGAUUCUGUGGUUCCUUACCUUCUUCGACUUCUUAAAGGUCUUCCGAAAGUGUAUUGGGUAGAAGAAAGCACAGCUCGGAAAGGCAGAGGCACCCUCCCAGUGGCCGAGAGCUUCAGCUUCUGCUUGGUCACUUUGCUGUCUGACGUGGCUUAUAGGGACCCUUCCCUCAGGGAUGAGAUUUUAGAGGCGCUUUUGCAGGUUUUGCAUGUCCUUUUGGGAAUGUGCCAGGCCUUGGAGAUUCAAGAGAAAGAAUACCUCUGCAAGUAUGCGGUCCCGUGCCUCAUAGGAAUCUCCCGUGCAUUUGGGCGUUACAGCAACACGGAAGAGUCCCUCCUGUCCAGGCUCUUCCCCAGAGUCCCUCCUCAUUCCCUCCACGUCCCCGAGGAGCUGGAAGGUGUACGGAGGCGGUCCUUCAAUGACUUUCGCUCCAUCCUCCCCAGCAACCUGCUGGCGGUGUGUCAGGAGGGCACCCUGAAGAGAAAGGCCAGCAGCGUGUCCAGCAUCUCGCAGGUCAGCCCUGAACGAGGGGUGCCCCCUCCCAGCUCCCCUGGAGGAUCCACCUUUCACUACUUUGAAGCCUCUUACUUGCCUGAUGGGAGUGCCCUGGAGCCCGACUACUACUUCUCCACCAUCAGCUCCAGCUUCUCCGUUUCUCCUCUUUUCAAUGGCAUCACUUACAAGGAGUUCAGUAUUCCCCUGGAGAUGCUCCGGGAACUCGUAAACCUGGUGAAGAAGAUUGUUGAGGAGCCUGUUCUCAAGUCCCUGGAUGCAGUCGUAGCCAGCGUGAUGGAGGCCAACCCCAGCGCCGACCUCUACUACAGCGUGUUCAGCGACCCCCUCUAUGUGGCCACAUUCAAGAUGCUACGGGACACUCUGUACUACAUGAAAGACCUGCCCACCUCCUUUGUGAAGGAGGUCCAUGACUUCGUGCUGGAGCAGUUCAACACCAGCCAGGGGGAGCUCCAGAAGAUCCUGCAUGACAUGGACCGGACCCACAGCGAGCUGAGCCCCCUGAAGCUGCGCUGCCAGGCCAGUGCCGCCUGCGUGGACCUCAUGGUGUGGGCUGUGAAGGACGAGCAGGGUGCAGAGAAUCUGUGCAUCAAGCUGUCUGAGAAGCUGCAGUCCAAGACAUCCAGCAAGGUCAUCAUUGCUCACCUGCCCUUGCUCAUCUGCUGUCUGCAGGGUCUGGGCCGCCUGUGCGAGAGGUUCCCGGUGGUGGUGCACUCAGUGACGCCAUCCCUGCGGGACUUCCUGGUGGUCCCGUCCCCCGUGCUGGUGAAGCUGUACAAGUGCCACAGUCAGUACCACACAGUUGCCGGCAAUGAUAUAAAAAUCAGCGUAACCAGUGAGCAUUCCGAGUCAACCCUGAAUGUGGCGUCGGGGAAGAAGAGCCAGCCGUCCAUGUACGAGCAGCUGCGGGACAUUGCCAUCGACAACGUCUGCAGGUGCCUGAAGGCUGGCUUGACUGUGGAUGCAGUGAUCGUGGAGGCCUUCCUGGCCAGCCUCUCCAACCGGCUCUAUAUCUCCCAGGAGAGCGACAAGGAUGCUCACCUGAUUCCAGACCACACCAUCCGAGCCUUGGGCCACAUCGCAGUGGCCCUGAGGGACACCCCAAAAGUCAUGGAGCCAAUCCUGCAGAUCCUACAGCAGAAGUUCUGCCAGCCCCCCUCCCCGCUUGACGUGCUUAUCAUCGACCAGCUUGGCUGCCUGGUCAUCACCGGAAACCAAUACAUUUACCAGGAGGUGUGGAAUCUCUUCCAGCAGAUCAGCGUGAAGGCCAGCUCUGUUGUGUACUCAGCCACCAAAGAUUACAAGGACCACGGCUACAGGCACUGCUCACUGGCUGUGAUCAAUGCCCUGGCCAACAUCGCGGCCAACAUCCAGGACGAGCACCUGGUGGACGAGCUGCUCAUGAACCUGCUGGAGCUGUUUGUGCAGCUGGGGCUGGAGGGCAAGCGGGCCAGUGAGAGGGCCAGCGAGAAGGGGCCCGCCCUGAAGGCCUCCAGCAGCGCGGGGAACCUGGGCGUCCUCAUCCCUGUGAUCGCUGUGCUCACCCGGCGGUUGCUGCCCAUCAAAGAAGCAAAGCCGCGGUUGCAGAAGCUCUUCCGGGAUUUCUGGCUCUAUUCUGUGCUGAUGGGAUUUGCCGUGGAGGGGUCAGGACUCUGGCCAGAAGAGUGGUACGAGGGCGUCUGUGAAAUAGCCACCAAGUCCCCCCUGCUCACCUUUCCCAGCAAAGAGCCCCUGCGGUCUGUCCUCCAGUACAACUCAGCCAUGAAGAACGACACAGUCACCCCCGCCGAGCUGAGCGAGCUCCGUAGCACCAUCAUCAACCUUCUGGACCCGGCCCCCGAGGUGUCCGCCCUCAUCAACAAGCUGGACUUCGCCAUGUCCACCUACCUUCUGUCCGUUUACCGGCUGGAAUACAUGAGGGUCCUGCGCUCGACAGAUCCUGACCGCUUCCAGGUAAUGUUCUGCUACUUUGAGGAUAAAGCUAUUCAGAAAGACAAGUCUGGGAUGAUGCAGUGCGUGAUCGCCGUUGCCGACAAGGUGUUUGAUGCCUUCCUGAACAUGAUGGCAGAUAAAGCCAAGACCAAGGAGAACGAGGAGGAGCUGGAGCGCCAUGCGCAGUUCUUGCUGGUGAACUUCAACCACAUCCACAAGCGCAUCCGGAGAGUGGCCGACAAGUACCUGUCCGGGCUGGUGGACAAAUUCCCCCACUUGCUCUGGAGCGGGACGGUGCUGAAGACCAUGCUGGACAUCCUGCAGACCCUGUCGCUGUCACUGAACGCCGAUAUUCACAAGGACCAGCCUUACUACGACAUUCCGGACGCCCCCUAUCGCAUUACCGUUCCCGACACCUGCGAAGCGCGAGAGAGCAUCGUCAAGGACUUCGCUGCGCGCUGUGCGAUGAUCCUGCAGGAGGCCAUGAAGUGGGCGCCCACAGUCACCAAGUCUCACCUACAGGAAUACCUGAACAAACACCAGAACUGGGUGUCGGGGCUGUCGCAGCACACGGGGCUGGCCAUGGCCACCGAGAGCAUCCUUCAGUUUGCCAGCUACAACAAGCAGAACACCACCCUUGGGGCGACUCAGCUCACGGAGCGGCCAGCCUGCGUGAAGAAGGACUACUCCAACUUCAUGGCAUCCCUCAACCUGCGCAACCGCUACGCAGGCGAGGUGUAUGGGAUGAUCCGCUUCUCAGACGCCACAGGCCAGACGUCUGACCUGAACAAAAUGAUGGUCCAGGAGCUGAAGGCAGCGUUGGGCGCGGGUGACCCUCAGCACUACACAGAGGCCAUGUUCAAGCUGACGGCCAUGCUCAUCAGCAGCAAAGACUGUGACCCGCAGCUCCUCCAUCACCUGUGCUGGGGUCCCCUCCAGAUGUUCAACGAGCACGGCAUGGAGACGGCCCUGGCCUGCUGGGAGUGGCUGCUGGCUGGCAAGAAUGGAGUGGAAGUGCCGUUCAUGCGGGAGAUGGCGGGGGCCUGGCAGAUGACAGUGGAGCAGAAGUUCGGCCUGUUUUCUGCGGAGAUAAAGGAAGCAGACCCCUUGGCUGCGUCGGAAGCCAGUCAGCCCAAACCCUGUGCCCCCGAGGUGACCCCUCACUGCAUCUGGAUCGAUUUCCUGGUGCAGCGGUUCGAGAUUGCCAAGUACUGCAGCUCUGAUCAGGUGGAGAUCUUCUCCAGCCUACUGCAGCGGUCCAUGUCUCUGAGCAUUGGGGGCACUGCGGGGAGCAUGAACCGGCAUGUGGCGGCCAUCGGGCCCCGCUUCAAGCUGCUGACCCUCGGCCUGACCCUCCUGCACGCGGACGUGCUUCCCAAUGCGACCAUCCGCAACGUGCUCCGCGAGAAGAUCUACUCCACUGCCUUCGACUACUUCAGUUGUCCCCCAAAGUUCCCUACGCAGGGAGAGAAGAGGCUGCGUGAGGACAUAAGCAUAAUGAUUAAGUUCUGGACCGCCAUGUUCUCAGAUAAGAAGUACCUGACCGCCAGCCAGCUUGUUCCCCCAGGCAGACCCACGUGGACAGCCUGGCCGCCACGAAAGGGAAAAGCAGGCACAGUGAUUGUAAGCAGCUCUUGGCUCCACUCAGAGCAGGGCAGGCAGCCCUGCCAUCUGUCCCCACGGGUCCCCGAGUCAUCGCCAUGUAGGAGGACACUGGGAGAUAACCAGGACACCCGGAGCAAUCUGGACAUAGCGGUUGGCUCGCGCCAGCAGGCUACACAGGGCUGGAUCAACACCUACCCACUGUCUAGCGGCAUGUCCACCAUCUCCAAGAAGUCAGGCAUGUCCAAGAAGACCAACCGGGGCUCCCAGCUGCACAAGUACUACAUGAAGCGCCGGACGCUGCUGCUGUCCCUGCUGGCCACUGAGAUCGAGCGUCUCAUCACGUGGUACAACCCACUGUCAGCCCCAGAGCUAGAGCUGGACCAGGCUGGAGAGAGCAGCGUGGCCAACUGGAGGUCCAAGUACAUCAGCCUGAGCGAGAAGCAGUGGAAGGACAAUGUGAACCUCGCCUGGAGCAUCUCUCCUCAUCUGGCCGUGCAACUGCCAGCCAGGUUCAAAAACACAGAAGCUAUCGGCAAUGAGGUGACCCGUCUGGUUCGCUUGGACCCAGGAGCCGUUAGUGACAUCCCCGAAGCCAUCAAGUUCCUGGUCACCUGGCACACCAUCGACGCCGAUGCCCCCGAGCUCAGCCAUGUGCUGUGCUGGGCACCCGCAGACCCACCCACAGGCCUGUCCUACUUCUCCAGCAUGUACCCGCCGCACCCACUCACGGCGCAGUACGGGGUCAAAGUCCUACGGUCCUUCCCGCCGGAUGCCAUCCUGUUCUACAUCCCCCAGAUUGUGCAGGCCCUCAGGUAUGACAAGAUGGGCUAUGUGCGGGAGUAUAUUCUGUGGGCGGCAUCCAAGUCCCAGCUCCUGGCACACCAAUUCAUCUGGAACAUGAAGACGAACAUCUAUGUGGAUGAAGAGGGGCACCAGAAAGACCCUGACAUUGGCGACCUCCUGGAACAGCUGGUGGAAGAGAUCACAAGCUCCCUGUCUGGCCCGGCCAAGGACUUCUACCAGCGGGAAUUCGACUUCUUCAACAAGAUCACUAACGUGUCAGCCAUCAUCAAGCCCUACCCUAAAGGUGACGAGAGGAAGAGGGCUUGUCUGUCGGCUCUGUCUGAAGUGAAGGUGCAGCCUGGCUGCUACCUGCCCAGCAACCCCGAGGCCAUCGUGCUGGACAUCGACUACAAGUCCGGGACGCCCAUGCAGAGCGCUGCAAAGGCCCCGUAUCUGGCUAAGUUCAAGGUGAAACGAUGCGGAGUUAGUGAACUUGAGAAGGAAGGUCUGCGGUGCUGCUCAGACUCCGAGGAUGAGGGCAGCACGCAGGAGGCCGAUGGCCAGAAAAUCUCCUGGCAAGCAGCCAUCUUCAAAGUGGGAGACGACUGCCGUCAGGACAUGCUGGCCUUGCAGAUCAUCGACCUCUUCAAAAACAUCUUCCAGCUGGUUGGCCUGGAUCUCUUCGUCUUUCCGUACCGGGUGGUGGCCACCGCCCCUGGGUGCGGGGUGAUCGAGUGCAUCCCUGACUGUACCUCUCGGGACCAGCUGGGCCGCCAGACCGACUUUGGCAUGUACGACUAUUUCACACGCCAGUACGGGGAUGAGUCCACGCUGGCCUUCCAGCAGGCACGCUAUAACUUCAUCCGCAGCAUGGCUGCCUACAGCCUCCUGCUGUUCCUGCUGCAGAUCAAGGACCGGCACAACGGCAACAUCAUGCUGGACAAGAAGGGCCACAUCAUCCACAUCGACUUUGGCUUCAUGUUUGAAAGCUCCCCGGGUGGCAACCUCGGCUGGGAACCAGACAUCAAGCUCACGGACGAGAUGGUGAUGAUCAUGGGGGGCAAGAUGGAGGCCACCCCCUUCAAGUGGUUCAUGGAGAUGUGUGUCCGCGGCUACCUGGCCGUGCGGCCCUACAUGGACGCCGUCGUCUCUCUGGUCACUCUCAUGCUGGACACGGGCCUUCCCUGCUUCCGCGGCCAGACAAUCAAGCUCUUGAAGCACAGGUUCAGCCCCAACAUGACAGAGCGAGAGGCCGCAAAUUUCAUUCUAAAGGUCAUUCAGAGCUGCUUCCUCAGCAACAGGAGCCGGACCUAUGACAUGAUCCAGUACUAUCAGAACGACAUCCCCUACUGAGGGGCAGAGUGCCGCAAUCACUGCUUGCUGCUGCGCAUGGCCUACCACCUCAUCCGAUGGACAGAUGGGCCGAGACGCCCCUGCAGAGCCCGGCAACCCGCUGCCUCCCGAGGUGUCGCCUACAUGGCCCGUGUGGCUGGAACGACAAUCAGAGCCAGUCUUUGCGCAGGUGUGAGCUAUGCUUACACUGGACACAUUCCCUACCUGUCUUGUUCUCAGAGGUACAUGAAGUAUUUUCUUGUGUAUAAAAAAUGGAAAAAUUAUAUUCAACCUAAGAUUCAACCAACGUGAACAAAAUAAAAACAAAAAAACUGCGUUGGAACCAA
Messenger RNA from Delphinapterus leucas (beluga whale), 6854 nucleotides. It is a transcript of the gene PI4KA, whose product is annotated as phosphatidylinositol 4-kinase alpha. The record is from RefSeq and is a predicted model, not a curated record. NCBI's taxonomy places the organism in Eukaryota, Metazoa, Chordata, Mammalia, Artiodactyla, Monodontidae. Gene Ontology annotation, molecular function: 1-phosphatidylinositol 4-kinase activity. Gene Ontology annotation, cellular component: plasma membrane; cytoplasm. Gene Ontology annotation, biological process: phosphatidylinositol phosphate biosynthetic process; phosphatidylinositol-mediated signaling.